Capsella rubella is the source of this 2437-nucleotide messenger RNA. RefSeq names its product sister chromatid cohesion 1 protein 3. Bases 194 to 2302 code for a protein of 702 amino acids. Gene Ontology annotation, cellular component: cohesin complex; synaptonemal complex. NCBI's taxonomy places the organism in Eukaryota, Viridiplantae, Streptophyta, Magnoliopsida, Brassicales, Brassicaceae. Gene Ontology annotation, molecular function: chromatin binding; protein binding. The transcript is spliced from 12 exons. The record is from RefSeq and is a predicted model, not a curated record. Gene Ontology annotation, biological process: mitotic sister chromatid cohesion; replication-born double-strand break repair via sister chromatid exchange; synaptonemal complex assembly.
CCUGUUUCUCGCUUUCUCGCUUUCUCGCUUUCUCGCUGUCACUGCAGUUUUUAUUUGAAAUUGAAUUGGUUUCUCUACUUUAUAUAUAUAUUUCACACCUUCGAUUCGAUAAUCCUCGUCUCUCAAAUCGUGUCAGUCUCCAUCUCUGCUUGUUUAGGGUUUCCUUAAUUGUGGGUCACGAAGAAGGAAGUAAAUGUUUUAUUCACAGACGUUAUUGGCUCGAAAGGGUCCAAUGGGUACGGUGUGGUGUGCCGCUCACGUGCAAAACCGUCUUAAGAAAUCUCAGUACACCGCCAUCGACAUUCCUAAAACAGUUGAUAGUAUAAUGUUUCCUGAGAUACCGUUGGCAUUGAGAACGUCAAGUCACCUUCUGAUUGGGGUUGUGCGAAUAUACUCAAAGAAAGUCGAUUACCUUUACCAUGACUGGAAUGUCCUUAAUACUUGGGUUGCUAAAGCUUUCGUCUCUGCUCAAGUUGACUUGCCUGAAGAUGCCAGACAUGCCCCGCCUGAGUCUGUGACUUUGCCUCAAGCACUCAAUUUAGACGAUUUUGACUUGGAAGAUGACACUCUCGAGAUGGAAUUCGAUAAUCAUACCCGGAGUGAAGAAGAUAUCACUCUCACAGAUCAAAUUCCUACUGGCAUUGAUCCUUAUGUUGCUGUAACAUUCGAUGAGGACAUCAUCUCAGAAUCUAUCCCGAUGGAUGUCGACCAAUCCACAGUACCUAUGAGUGGACAUAUUGGAGAUACUGAUGUUGGAAGGGCUAAUGUGGCAAGAUCAGAAAACGAGCCAAGAGACACCAAUAUUACUCGAGAUAUAGGAACCGAUAGUCCUCGUAACUAUAGUCCUCGCAAUGUCACAGAGGAAAUCCUUGAAGUUCAGGAUCCUAGACAAAGUAACUUGACAGAAAAGCUCAAUCCCAAUAUCAAGAGAAGCGAUGUCAAUUCUCCGGGAAGUAUUCCCGAGAUUGAGAUAAGACGUGAUGCUGCGCACGAAUCAACCCCUGCGUCCCAUCCAUCAUUUCUUGCAGAACAACAUAAUGUCAGAGUUGAACGCACUGAUUCUUUAGAUGAAUCUUUGAAAGAAAAGGACUCCAUUAUCCCUAGUAUUGAUGAAGAAAUCUCAAAUUUAAGAAGGGAUUCGACGUUUGAGCUUCGGUCAGAAUCUCCAGGUUUUGCUGGUUCUGAAGAAGAACGUGCAGAUUUUGCGCAUCCAUCUCCUCAACUGGUGCUUCAGCCUUCUCCUCCUCCCCCACCACAAAGAAGGCCAAGGAAGAGGAAGCUCUUCGAUAAGGUCACAGUACUAACCAACAGGAAUAUAAGACAAAGGCUCCAGGAUCCUAGUGAUACACUUCAUAAGAGGAAGAAGAUGCCUAAAUCUAAAGUAAAUAUCUGGAGACUGAAUAACCUGUCAAAGAAGGAUCAAACUUUUAGUGAGCCCUUAUUGACUGGCUUCUCAGAUGUUUUACGCAGUGUCUUUGAAAAGGACUAUGUAGCUUCAAAGCCAUAUCUUGUUGUUUCUGAUGAAACUUUUCCAGAACCUUCAUCUGUAUCUUCUCCUGCUCGAGGAGCUGAAACCGAAAUUAAUCCAGUCUCUCCAAUGCCAGAAACCAUGGUCCCUGAUUCAACAAAUCGAGACAGUACAGUUCAGCUGUCUCCAGCUCAGCAAACUGAAGAUGUCCAAGAUUUUGCAGGCCCUCAGCCGACGCAUUCAGAGUCUGUAGCAACAGAAGCACAAUCUCCUCAGACAUUUAAUAAUGAGGACAUGGGAUUCGAACAUUUAAGGGAUGGUGGUUUCCCUGUGUACAUGCCAUCACCACCUCCAAGAUCUUCACCUUCUAGAAGUGAUGACUUCACCACUCAGCCUGGAACUUGGCAGACAAGAUCUGAUAGAACAGAGCCUUCAACUUCCACAAAUCCAGAAAUUAUGCCUGAACAAAGAAACUUGGGGCUUUCACCUGUUUCUGAAAUGACUGAUGAGGAACUUUCUUUCCUGGAGAUAGGUGGAAGUACUCCCUCAAGAUCACCAGCUAGUCAGGAUUCUGAUGGGUUGACAGGGAGAACAAGAGCCUUGGUUCAGUAUCUUAAACUACGUUCUUCACAUAGUCCCACUUCAAGCCAUCCUUCCGGAGAUCUAAGUUUGAGCGACAUUUUGGCAGGGAAGACAAGGAAGCUAGCUGCUCGAAUGUUCUUCGAGACUCUGGUACUGAAGUCUAGAGGACUUAUAGAUAUGCAACAAGACAAACCAUACGGCGAUAUCGGUCUGAAGCUGAUGCCUGCUCUUUUUUCAAAGGUUCAAACAUGAAUAAACAAUGAUCACUAGAUUAUUAACAUUGAAGUUUGACGAGCAAGUAGGCAUUUGUUGAUCCCUGGUUUAUUCACAUUUUUGUACAAGAAGUAAAAGCUUUACUCAAGAAAACAUGUGUAAAUGUCUAAAAUC